Molecule: messenger RNA, 1688 nt
Organism: Dermatophagoides pteronyssinus (European house dust mite)
Lineage: Eukaryota; Metazoa; Arthropoda; Arachnida; Sarcoptiformes; Pyroglyphidae
Gene: ICA69
Product: islet cell autoantigen 1-like protein
Biological process (GO): regulation of transport
Cellular component (GO): Golgi apparatus
Molecular function (GO): protein domain specific binding
Source: RefSeq, a predicted model, not a curated record
UAUUAUCGAAUGUUCAAUGUUUAUGUCGGUGUUUGGUUAUUAAUCUGAAUUUUGUAAUUCGAUUUUUUUUGUUUAUUGAUAGAAAAUCAAUUUUGGGUAAAAAAGAAAACAAUCAUGGAUGAUUCAACCAUUUCAAAAAUGCAACUUCAUUAUUGGGAAGCUAAACAAACAUUUUUGAAAAAAAUUAAACGUAAAGAAGAUGAUUUUAUUGUUGCUUCCGAUGCUGAAUUAGAUGCUAAACUAGAGUUACUUAAAUCGAUUGAUGACACUAAUCAAAAUCUUCUAAAUCUAUUGGAAUUAUAUCAAGAUCGUGUAUGUGCAUUGGCACAAGAAGAAUGUAUAUUUGGUCGUUUUCUUCGUGAAUGUGGUAAACAUGAUACAACAAAAGCUGGUAAUCUUAUGUCCAGUUCCGGUAAAACAUUUUUAUUUGCUGGACAUCAAUUUAUUAUGAUACGUAAUGUACUUAUACGUUCAUUUCGUGAUGUACAAACAUUUCAAUAUCGAGCUGUAACUGAUACAUUUGAUACUGUUGAACAAAUGGAAAAAUCACGUACCGGUUAUCGUGCUGCAUUACUUUGGAUGAAAGAUGUUUCACAAAAACUUGAUCCUGAUGUUUAUAUGCAAAUGGAUAAAUUUAAAAAAAUUCAAAAUCAUGUUCGAGAAAAGAAAAAAUCAUUUGAAAAAUUAAAAAUCGAUACAAUUCAAAAAAUUGAUUUAUUAAGUGCAUCAAGAUGUAAUCUAUUUAACAAUAUUUUACUAUCAUAUCAGAAUAUAUUGAAAUCUGUUUGGAAUAAAACAACCAAAACAAUGAAUAUUUUUGUCGAUACAUUUAAAUCACAUCUAAAUUAUCAAUUUACAAUGUUAAAAGAAUUGAAUGAUGUUGAUUCGAAUGUGGAUGAAGCGCAACAAAAUUUUGAAGAAAAAUUAAAAGAAAUUCUUUCCGGUGAACAAAAUACUAAUGAAAUGGAUAUGUUAAUAUUUUUUGAAGCUGAUUAUGCUGAUAAUAAUAAUAAGGACAAUGUUGAUGAUAAUAAUAAAAAACGAUUUAUUAGUGGCCGGCGAAAAAAUGGAUCGAUUAAAAAAAAUGAUAAUCUUAAAAAUUCCAAAAAUCCAAAGAAUAAAGAUAAAGAAAACCAAAAAGAAAUUUCAAUGGAAAGCAAAGCCUUACUUGAUUUUAAUUUUGAAACUAACACCGAAUUUGAUAAUGAAGAUGAUGAUGAUGGUAAAGAAAAAGAAAUCAAACUUGAACAUCUUAAUUCCUAUAUGCCUAGUUCAUUAAUUGAUUUAGGACAAAUGAUUCAAACAAAUUACAAUGAUAAUGAACCAGAUAAAACAAUAAGUUUUUUUGAUAAACUUAUUCUUUCAAAAGAUGUUAGUAAUAAAUUAUCAACAAAUGAUGCUGAUAAAGUUUUAAGUAUGCAGAAUGAUGAUCAACAAAAAUCAUCAUCAUCAUCAUCAAAAACAACAUCCAAGAUUUCAACUACAGCCGCUAACAACAAUAGCACAUUGGAUACAUGGUUAAAUCUUUUUGCCGAUAUUGAUCCAUUAUCAAAUCCACAAGAAUUUGAUAAAAGAUUUUCAUCGGAUAAAACAAGUAUAAACGAUAGAAAUUGUUAAAUUCAUUCAAAAUGAUAAAAUAAAAUUUUAUUGAUGGGAAAAUAUACAGUAAAAUUUUGAUACAUUCACAU